AUGUCCGAAGAAGACGUGAAAUUGCUUGUGCAUAAACGCGGGCAAGUGAAAGCGAAAGUGACCCGUAUCAGAAACACAUUAAGAGCUUCCGAAGAAAACCCCACAACGAUAACUUUGCCUCAACUCCGAGUAUUUGCGAAGAAUCUUGACAACCACUAUCGGGAGUUCAAUGACGUCCACGAUGCCAUCAUUGGUGCCUGUGCUGCCAACCAGAGGGAUUCUCAGGAGAAGAGGUACGAAGAGUUCGAAGCGUUAUACAACGAGACAAGUCUGGUGAUUGAAUCUCUAAAAGAUGUCAAAGCACCCGAAGCAGUCGCCCUUGUUCCCCAGGUGGCGGCAAUGCAACCACAAGUCAUCCAACAACAAGCUAUCCGAGCCCCUCUACCUACUUUCGAUGGAAAGUAUGAGCAUUGGCCUAAAGCGAUUAAGGCAAUGUUCCAGGAUAUCAUGGGUCGAUCACCUGACUGCGACGCAAUCAAGCUUUACCAUCUGGAAAAGUCCUUAAUCGGAGCUGCUGCUGGAGUAAUUGAUUCCCAAACAAUACAAGAUAACAAUUAUGCCCAGGCGUGGGCGAUCCUGGAAGAGAGGUACGAAAACAAGCGCCUCAUAGUCGACCUACACAUCCGCGGUCUUCUCAAUCUCAAACGCAUGAACAGAAAAUCAUCAAAGGAACUUCGUCAACUACUGGAUGAAUGCUGCCGGCACGUCGAGAACCUGAAGUUUCUGGGCCAGGAGCUUGAAGGAGUAUCGGAAUUGUUCGUCGUCAAUGUUCUAACUGCCGCCCUGGAUAAGGAGACGCGCGAGUAUUGGGAAUCUAAGCUUGAUCACGGAGACCUCCCGACGUAUGAUGAUACCAUCGAGUGUUUAAAAAAUCGUUGUCUUGUUCUCGAGAGAUGUGAGACCGCCAAUCCUCCAACGGUGACAAUGAAGUCUACCCCAAACUUCCAGAAGUCAUCCAUCCAGAAGGUAGCCAACGCUGUCACCUCGUCGUCCGCAGUACUCUGUGAAAUAUGUAGUGGGCAACAUCCAAACUUCAAGUGUUCUAUUUUCCGCAACAUGACGGUAGCCCAGCGGAUAACGAAGGUGAAAGAAGUGAGGCUCUGUUUCAAUUGUCUCCGCAAGGGGCAUCGAAGCAGUACUUGUUCGUCCGAUAAAACGUGUGCUAAAUGUUCCCAAAAACAUAACACCUUGUUACAUCUUGAGGAUUCAGGUGUACCUAUUGUGCCUGGACCACCGAAGCCAAAUCAAGCAACUUCUCAAGCCAGCAUCAAUGUGGCCAACAUCUCAGAGGAAGCCGAGCCGGUACCAGCAACAAGCGCGUUGGUAAGUCACAUAUCCAGCACCCGAAAAUCUCGUUCGUCGUCGAAGGAAGUGUUGCUGCUAACAGCCUUGGUCAAACUGAUUGAUGAUAACGGUCAUCCUCAUGCUUGCCGUGCACUACUAGAUUGCGCAUCCCAGGUAUGCCUCAUUUCCAGCGAUAUGGUCCAGAAACUUGGAAAGCAUCCGUGGCCAACAAACACCGAGGUUGUGGGAGUAACAGGUAGAAAAAGCGCAAACGAAGGUGUAGUUGUUUCCGUCGCUUCCAGCUACAGUAAGUACAAGGUCGAAAUUCCAUGCCUUGUUAUGCCUAAGGUGAGUGGAACCAUCCCUACAAGAAGAAUCGAGAUUAGAAAGUGGCAAUUACCGGUCAACGUCACGUUGGCGGAUCCUGAGUUUUAUUCUCCCAAUUCAGUAGAUCUUCUGAUAGGUAACGAGUUUUUCUUCUCCCUGGGCCAAAUAAAAAUUUCCGAUGAUUUGCCCCUGCUCCAAGAAACCGUCUUUGGGUGGGUUGUUGCUGGUCCCGUUGAUGUUCCAGAACAAGGUGUAGUGUUUUCCCACGUUGUUACCGAAAAGCAACUAUCCGAUCAGAUCGAAAGGUUCUGGACUAUUGAAGAUGUUGCCGAAUCAUCGUUGGCUACGAGUGAAGAACAGAAAAUCGAAGACCACUUCAUAGGUAGCCAUUACCGGGACGAGACGGGUCGGUUCGUAGUCAGGCUACCCUUUCGUGAGUUAGUCACUGAACUUGGUGACAAUCGAGCGCUGGCGUUAAAACGUUUCUUCUUGCUUGAACGACGACUACAACGCCAACCUGAGAUGAAGCAACAGUAUGAUGAUUUCAUCGCUGAGUAUGAGCAGCUUGGUCAUUGUCACGAAGUGUUUGAAGCAGCUGAUCCACCAGGAUUACAGCGAUAUUACCUACCGCAUCAUGCGGUUAUGAAGUUAUCCAGUUCAAGUACCAAACUGCGUGUGGUAUUUGAUGCCACAGCACGAUCAUCCGGGCCAUCCUUGAAUGAUGCCCUACUAGUGGGACCAACCAUCCAAAAUGAUUUGUUCUCAAUCCUCUUGUCAUUCCGUCGUCAUCGUUAUGCUAUUUCUGCCGACAUUACGAAAAUGUAUAGGCAAGUCAUUGUGGACCAGCGUGAUACGCCUUUUCAACGCAUCUUUUGGAGGAAGCAGUUAACGGAUACAUUGCGCGUACUGGAGCUCAAUACCGUUACCUACGGUACAUCUUCGGCCCCAUUUUUAGCGACAAGGUGCCUUGUACAGCUUGCGAAAGAUGAACAGUCAAAUUUCCCAGCUGCAUCCGAGGUGGUCUGCGAGAAUUUCUACAUCGACGAUGCGCUGACCGGUGCGUGUACAGAAGCAGAAGCAAUUCGUCUGAGAACAGAUUUGAAGCAAAUGUUAGCCAGAGGAGGCUUCGACAUCAGGAAGUGGUGCUCAAACUCCGAUGGGGUUCUAGCUGACGUACCUGAAGAAGAAAGAGAGAAACUAGUGAAAAUAGAUGAUUCCGAAAAUACCGUUCGCACACUGGGCUUGCUUUGGGAUCCUCGCAAUGAUCAAUUCCGAUAUGAAGUUCCAACUACUGAGGAAGAUAUGUUGCAACCCGUCACCAAAAGAUUUGUGUUAUCUCGAAUUUCAAGACUUUUUGAUCCUCUUGGAUUUAUCUCGCCAGUAGUCGUUUUGGCCAAGUUACUGAUGCAGUCCUUGUGGGUUCGAAAAUUGGAGUGGGAUGAACAGAUUCCAGAAGAUCUGCUUGCUCAGUGGUUAAAACUGAGCAGCACCUUGUCUUUUCUGAAUCAAAUUAAGAUUCCUCGGUGUGUCAUUCCUGAAGGCCAAGUUUUUCUCGAGAUCCACGGAUUCGCCGAUGCUUCAGCAUUAGCUUAUGGAGCAUGCCUUUAUCUUCGUGCUGUAGGAGAAAGUGGGGCUGUAAGUUGCAAUCUUUUGACCAGCAAGUCGAAGGUGGCCCCACUCACGGAUAUGACCAUUCCACGCAAAGAGUUAUGUGCUGCGCUCUUGCUAUCGCGUUUGUUGGCGAAGGUCCUGUCCACUUUCAAAGUUUCCAUUUCCAACGUAGUGUUGUGGUCCGAUAGCCAGAUUGUGCUAUGCUGGUUGAAGAAACCUCCUACGCGUCUGGAGGUGUUUGUACGCAACCGUGUAUCAGAAAUCAACCGAAGCACACAGCAGUUUUCUUGGCAAUAUGUUCGAUCUGCCACUAAUCCGGCAGACAUAGUUUCACGUGGGCAGUUAGCAGAAGCAUUAAGCAGCAAUACCAUGUGGUGGAAUGGACCGGAAUUCUUGCAUCAAUCUAACUACGAACCAGACACGCUACAAGAGAUUCCCGGAUAUGAUUUGCCCGAAAUGAAAACUGAAGUAAUUGUCAACCUGGCUAUAAUUGAGCUUUUGCCAGUUUUGACGUAA
Armigeres subalbatus is the source of this 3738-nucleotide messenger RNA. RefSeq lists its product as uncharacterized. Bases 1 to 3738 code for a protein of 1245 amino acids. The transcript has a single exon. The record is from RefSeq and is a predicted model, not a curated record. Lineage: Eukaryota; Metazoa; Arthropoda; Insecta; Diptera; Culicidae.